GCCUCUUAGAAGCGGCGAUGGCCACCAAGAUCGACAAAGAAGCCUGCCGGAGGGCCUACAACCUGGUCAGGGAUGACAGCACGGGGGUGAACUGGGUGACAUUUAAGUACGAGGGCUCCACCAUCAUCCCAGGACACAAUGGCGUGGAAUACGAAGAGUUUAUACGACAGUGUACAGAUGACAUUCGGUUGUUUGGCUUCAUCCGGUUCACCACUGGAGACACCAUGAGCAAGCGAGUCAAGUUUGCACUGAUCACCUGGAUAGGGGAGAACGUCAGUGGCCUUCAGAGAGCUAAAACAGGGACUGAUAAGACGCUCGUGAAAGAAGUUGUCCAGAAUUUCGCCAAAGAGUUUGUGAUCAGUGACCACAAGGAACUGGAUGCCGAUUACAUCAAGAGUGAGUUGAAGAAAGCCGGAGGUGCAAAUUAUGACGCUCAGACAGAGUAAACCCGGAAGAGGAACACACCAGUGCCUCCUGCAGCUACCUGAGUAGAUGUGUCAGUAUAGGAGGCAGGCAAGCACAAUUUAUCUGUGAAAACAAAACUGGAGGAUGACUUGAGGCAAGUUUGAGAACGAAGCUACUUCAUUGAAGGCCUCUCCGAAGCCUGUUCCUGUCUCCAGAA
Molecule: messenger RNA, 622 nt
Organism: Protobothrops mucrosquamatus (brown spotted pit viper)
Lineage: Eukaryota; Metazoa; Chordata; Lepidosauria; Squamata; Viperidae
Gene: COTL1
Product: coactosin like F-actin binding protein 1
Exons: 4
Coding region: 18-446 (142 amino acids)
Biological process (GO): regulation of actin filament polymerization
Cellular component (GO): plasma membrane; actin filament; cortical actin cytoskeleton
Molecular function (GO): actin filament binding
Source: RefSeq, a predicted model, not a curated record